This is a messenger RNA of Salvelinus namaycush (lake trout), 12798 nucleotides long. RefSeq names its product dynein, axonemal, heavy chain 7 (gene dnah7). NCBI's taxonomy places the organism in Eukaryota, Metazoa, Chordata, Actinopteri, Salmoniformes, Salmonidae. The coding region runs from base 1 to 12042 and encodes 4013 amino acids. The transcript is spliced from 67 exons. The record is from RefSeq and is a predicted model, not a curated record. Gene Ontology annotation, biological process: microtubule-based movement. Gene Ontology annotation, molecular function: dynein light intermediate chain binding; minus-end-directed microtubule motor activity; ATP binding. Gene Ontology annotation, cellular component: dynein complex.
AUGGAAACUCAGAAGUCUUUGCAUAAUAAGAAGCUGACCAAGAUCCCUGACAGUCCAAACCGCCUCCUACCACAACUUCCACAGAUCCGCUCCAAACCCCAGUGGCAGGAGACAGCUCCUGCCUUUGUCCUGCAGCCGCCAGUCAGAGGAGAGUCCCAUGGCUUUGGGGCGGCAGUUAGACUGUCCAGAGAUGUGCUGGGUGGAGGGUCGGGGACCAGGCGUUACCAGAGCCUGAGCAGAGGCCUGGAGGACUCCCAGAGCAGAGAGGCUGGCCUGUCAUCAGAGUCCUCCAAACAUCGCAGCAGUAGCCACACUCAGCCCAAAAAAGACCGGGAGCAGUUCCGCAGUGCCCUGGUCGGCAUAAUCCUGCAGCAUGAGUCUGCCAGUGGCAAAACCAUUGUGGAGGACAGUCAGCCCCCUACCUGUGGGUCCCCCACAGCUACAGAGAAGGAUAUCCUGAGAUAUUACUAUUACAUCCGCAAUGGGAUCGACACAGAGCAUGUGGCAGCCAUGGAGGACUCUUGGCUGGAGAAUGUUCUGGACCUGGUGCCCACUCACCUGAAGAGGCUGACUAGGACCAUAGAGCUGCUAUCAGACGAGAUGAAGGAGGACUACCUGCUCAGUGUGAAGAAAGCCAUUGUGGAUUUCGUACUUCGGGACCCGAGGGAAAACGAUGAAGACAAGGUCAAAGAUGUUCCUCCUCACAGAGUUGAAAUGGAGGUGGUCCCUAAACCAUGGAACAAAUCAUUCCUUUAUGCCCAAAAGAGGAUGAGAGACAAGCUGCAUUCCAUCAACCCCACUAUGCUAUCAGUGCUGGACCUGUGGCAUGUGUCUUUCAAGAAGAUGCGUCUCAUCGAUGUUGAGGAGUUCCAGAACAGGCAGGAGUCCAUGGAGCUCUCCAUCUUCCAGCAUCUAGUCACCAGACACAUUGAGUGUGCCAAGGACAUCCUCCUCAAAAAGUGGUUUCCCGAAGUUCAGCACAUUUACUACCAGGGGAACAAACGCAAGCUGGUCCCCAGCAACACCAACGCAGCCAAACUGCAGUCCUUCUUCAACUGUGUGGCUGCCCUGAUGGCCUCACAGCUCCAGAGUCUAGCACUGGAGUCCAUCCAGGAUUACACACACCUCAUUUCCCAGGACCCGUACUCGGUGAGGGCCUAUGAGCACCCUGGCUUUGUCCUGCGUCUGAUCCUGGAUGAGAAUGACAUCAAGUUUGAGCCUGACUUCAAAGACUUUGAGGUCAUCCUUCUCAACGUCUACGACAUCAUGCUGAAAUCCAUCAGCUUGGUGCCGCGCGUGGAGACCAAGCUCUACUCAGAAUGGCCGGGCUGCCAGAGCGGGAGCACACUCAAGCCCAUCGUCCUCCCGGAGAUCAUGCAGGCCCAGCAGGACGAGGUGAGGAGGGUAAUCUGGGAGGAGAGCGCCGGGCCUCUGGACCAUGUGCGACUCUACGACAAGUACGCUCCCCUGGUGUCCCAGCAGGCCCAGGAUGACGUGGAGCAGUUCCUCCGCGAGCAGCAUUCCUUCCCGGAGAUCAUGAUGGAGGUCACCCGUUACCAACAGCUGGCAGAUGAGAUCCAGUACAGCUCCAGCAAGGUGGUGCGCCUGGGUAUGUUUGAAGUGCACUGCCACGAACUGAUCCGUGCCCUGGUGAAGCGUGCCGAGGGACUGCGGCAACAUCUGGUCACACAUAUGUUGGAAAACCACCAGGAAAUGAACAAGAAGCUCUGUGAUGAAUUUGAGAAGAUCGCAGACAAUGCACUGAGCACCCCUCCCAACACACAGGAACUGAUGGAGCUCAAGGCGUUUGUGGACAAGGUGGAGGCUACAGAGAUGCCCCUCCUGGAGACCAAGCUGUCAGAGUCCAAGACCCGUCUGUGUUUCCUAGUGGACUAUGUCACCUUCUCCCCUGUGGACAUGCGCCUCAACCGGCAGACCUUCCAGUGGCACACACGAAUGCCCUCCAUCUUCGAGGAGCACCGGCAGAUCACCAGGGAGAAGACAGAGCAGUACCAGGGUGGCCUUAAGCUGCGGUGUGAGAGGUUUGUGGAGGAGCUAGAGAGCUAUGCCAAGCAGGCGGAGGAGUUUGUCACCUUCGGGGACCUGUCCGAGCUCAGCAAGUACCUGAAAAAGGCACAGACCCUUAACUCCAAACUGGACACCGCCAUGGAGAAGAUCGACGGCUUCAACCAGGAGGAAGAGGCCUUCAACUGGCCCGUGUCCCAGUACCCGCAGCGCAAGAAGGUCCAGGACCGCCUGCUCCCCUUCCUCCGCCUCUACGAGACAGCCUCAGAGUUCCAGAACCAGCACCGUAAAUGGGUUCACGGGCCACUGUCCGCGGUCAACCCAGACAAGGUGGAGGGCGAUGUGGGCAACUAUUGGCGUGCCCUUUACAAGCUGGAGAAGGGUUUCGGGGAUACGCCCAAGGCUCUGCACAUUGCUAGCCGUGUUAAGGCUGAGGUGGAGGCCUUUAAGGAGCACAUCCCCCUCGUACAGGUGCUGUGUAACCCGGGGCUACGUGACCGCCACUGGAACACCAUGUCAGCGGUGGUGGGCUUCCCGCUGCGUCCAGCCGAGGAAGGUGCCUGCGUGGCCCGCUUCCUUCCACUGCACCUGGAGGCCCACCUGGCCAGCUUCGAGGGCGUCAGCGAGGCGGCCAGCAAGGAGCACUCGCUGGAAAAGGCCAUGGAAAAGAUGGCCCUGGAGUGGGGCGACAUGGACUUUGCCCUGCUGCCCUACCGCGAGACUGGCACGUCCAUCCUGUCGUCGGUGGACGAAGUGCAGAUGCUGCUGGACGACCACAUUGUCAAGACGCAGACCAUGCGGGGCUCGCCCUUCAUCAAGCCCUUCGAGGCUGAGAUCAGGGAGUGGGAAGGCAAGCUUCUGCUGCUGCAGGAGAUCCUGGACGAGUGGCUGAAGGUGCAGUCCACCUGGCUCUACCUAGAGCCCAUAUUCAGCUCCCCAGACAUCAUGGCCCAAAUGCCAGAGGAGGGACGCCGCUUCACUGCCGUCGACAAGACCUGGAGGGACACCAUGAAGCAAGUCUCUCUGGACAAGCACGUGCUGGCCGUGGUGGCCAUUGACCAGAUGCUUGAGAAGCUGAAGAAGUCAAACGAGUUCCUGGAGUUGAUCCUGAAGGGCCUCAAUGAAUACCUGGAGAAGAAGCGCCUCUACUUUCCACGAUUCUUCUUCCUGUCCAACGACGAGCUGCUGGAGAUCCUCUCUGAAACCAAAGACCCCACAAGGGUUCAGCCUCAUCUGAAGAAGUGUUUCGAGGGCAUCAACGACGUGGUGUUCACAGACGUGCUGGACAUUACCCACAUGAAGAGCAGCGAGGGAGAGGUGGUGGAGCUCCUAGAUAUCAUCUCCACCUCCAAGGCCCGCGGCCAGGUGGAGAAAUGGCUCCUGGAGCUAGAGAUGGGUAUGAUCAGCUCCCUGCAUAAGGUGAUUGGGGAGGCCAUUGAGGCAUACCCCAAGGACCUGAGGAUCAACUGGGUGCGUACCUGGCCCGGCCAGACAGUGCUGUGUGUUUCCCAGGUGUACUGGACCAAAGACAUUCACGCGGCCAUCGUCUCAGGGCAGAAGGCCCUGGAUGUCUACCUGCAGCAGAACAACAGUCAGAUCGAUGACAUUGUGAUGCUGGUGCGCGGUAAGCUGUCCAAACAGAACCGGGUCACCCUGGGUGCUCUGGUGGUACAGGACGUCCACGCCCGAGAUGUGCUAGCCACACUGGUCCAGAAAGGCAUCAGGGACGAGACUGACUUUGAGUGGCUCAGUCAGCUACGCUACUACUGGGUGGAAGACCGUCUCCAGACUAAGAUGAUCAACGCCGGCCUUGCUUAUGGUUACGAGUAUCUGGGGAACACACCACGCCUGGUCAUCACUCCACUUACUGACCGUUGCUACAGAACACUGUUUGGGGCCCUGCACUUAUACUUGGGAGGGGCCCCUGAGGGCCCCGCAGGUACAGGGAAGACGGAGACGACCAAGGAUCUGGCCAAGGCUGUGGCCAAGCAAUGUGUUGUCUUCAACUGCUCCGACGGCUUGGAUUAUAUCGCCCUGGGCAAGUUCUUCAAGGGUUUGCUGUCCUGUGGAGCCUGGGCCUGCUUCGACGAGUUCAACCGCAUUGACCUGGAGGUUCUAUCAGUCGUAGCCCAGCAGAUUCUCACCAUACAGAGAGGUAUUACUUCCCAUGCUGAAAUGCUGCUGUUUGAGGGGACGGAGCUAAAACUAAACCCCUCCUGUGCUGUGUUCAUCACCAUGAACCCAGGAUACGCCGGUCGCUCUGAACUGCCAGACAACCUAAAGGCUCUCUUCAGGACGGUGGCCAUGAUGGUCCCGGACUACGCCAUGAUAUCUGAGAUUGUGCUCUACUCUUGUGGGUUUGUGACUGCCCGGCCACUGUCGGUGAAGAUCGUAGCUACCUACAGGCUGUGCUCAGAACAGCUGUCCAUGCAGCACCACUACGACUACGGCAUGAGGGCCGUCAAGUCUGUGCUGACCGCCGCCGGGAACCUGAAGCUGAAGUAUCCUGAUGAAAACGAAGACAUCCUGUUGCUUAGGUCCAUCAUUGACGUCAACCUGCCCAAGUUCCUGGCUCAUGAUCUACCGCUCUUUGGGGGCAUCACCUCUGAUCUGUUCCCCGGGGUCAAACUCCCCAAACCGGACUAUCGUCUCCUGCUGGAGGCCAUCAAAGAGAACAGCGAUAAGAUGAACCUGCAGGUGACAGACUUCUUCGCAGAGAAGAUCCUGCAGAUCUUUGAGAUGAUGAUCGUGCGCCACGGCUUUAUGCUGGUGGGGGAGCCCUUUGGUGGGAAGACGUGCGCCUACCGGGUGCUGGCAGCAGCCCUACAAGACAUCUGUGAGAAGGGUUUAAUGGAUGAAAACCGGGUCCAGAUCACAGUUAUAAAUCCCAAGUCCAUCACCAUGGGCCAGCUGUACGGUCAGUUUGACCCGGUCUCUCACGAGUGGUCGGACGGCAUCCUGGCGGUCAGCUACAGGGCCUUCGCCUGCUCUCAGAGUCCGGACAGGAAGUGGCUGAUCUUUGACGGGCCGGUGGAUGCUGUGUGGAUCGAGAACAUGAACACGGUGCUGGACGACAAUAAGAAGCUGUGCCUGAUGAGCGGAGAGAUCAUUCAGAUGUCCCCGCAGAUGAGCCUCAUCUUCGAGCCCAUGGACCUGGAGGUGGCCUCCCCAGCCACGGUGUCUCGCUGUGGCAUGAUCUACAUGGAGCCUCACAUGCUGGGCUGGCGGCCCCUCAUGUUGUCCUGGCUCAACACACUGCCCACCACAGUCAACGCCAUGCACAAGGACCUCAUCACUGGUCUCUUUGACCGGAUGCUGCCGGCCUGCCUCCAGCUGAUACGCAAGGCCACCCAGGAGCUCUCCCCGACAUCAGACACAAACCUGGUGAACUCGCUGAUGAACUUGAUGGAUUGCAUGAUGGACGAGUACAGCGAGGAGGUCAAGAUGAAGGGCAUGAAUGAGAGGGACAUCUGCUCCUGGCUAGAGGGCAUCUUCAUCUUCUGCCUGGUGUGGUCGGUGGGUGCCAGCUGUACGGAGUCCGGACGGGUGAAGUUUGACAGCCUGGUUCGAGAGAUGAUGGAGGGUGCCUUGAGCGAAGAGACACGGGCACGCCAUGGCAUCCUAGAGCAUGUGGAGUCUCCUGCCAAGCAGCUGACUGUGCCUCUGCCCACGGAGGGCACACUCUAUGAGUAUCGCUUCAUUAAAGAGGGCCCAGGGAGGUGGGAGUUGUGGACUGACGAGUUGAAGAUGGCGCCCACUAUCCCCAAGGAUGUGCAUUUCAACGAGAUCAUUGUUCCCACGGAGAACACAGUGCGCUACACAGCUCUAAUGGAGCUGCUUAUCACCCACCAGAAGCCCACCAUCUUCAUCGGCCCCACAGGCACUGGCAAAAGUGUCUACAUCAUUGACUUUCUGCUGAACCGUCUGAAUAAGGAUCUAUAUAGCCCCCUGAUGAUUAACUUCUCAGCACAGACCACAGCCGCCCAGACACAGAACAUCAUCAUGUCAAAGCUGGAUAAGCGCCGCAAAGGGGUGUACGGCCCGCCCAUGGGCAAGAGAACGGUGGUGUUUGUGGACGAUGUGAACAUGCCGGCCAGGGAGACGUACGGGGCCCAGCCCCCCGUGGAGCUGCUGCGUCAGUGGCUGGACCACUGGAACUGGUACGACAUGAAGGACUGCUCCAUGAUCAAGCUGGUGGACAUCCAGAUCAUGUGCGCCAUGGGGCCGCCCGGUGGUGGGAGAAACCCUAUCACAGCCCGCUACCUACGCCACUUAAACACGGUCACCAUCAACGACUUUGACGAGAAGACCAUGUACACAAUUUUCUCCAGAAUCAUGGACUGGCACCUCACUAUAAGGUUUGCUUUCCCCAAGCCAUUUGCAACACUGACCGCUCAGAUCAUCAAUGGCACAAUGUCUGUGUACCAGGAGGCCACCAAGAACCUGCUGCCAACCCCGGCCAAGUCCCACUACCUUUUUAACCUGCGAGACUUCUCCCGCGUCAUCCAGGGCAUCUGUCUGUCCCGACCUGAAACAGCUGAGAACCCCAGCGCCAUCAAGCGCCUCUGGGUGCAUGAGGUCCAGAGGGUGUACUACGACCGUCUAGUGCAUGACUCAGACCGGGCCUGGAUGGUGGGCUACCUCCAGGAGGUGUCCCAGUCCUACCUCAAAGAGGACUUCCACCAGCUCUUCCAGCACCUUGACCAGGACCAGGACGGGUGCGUGACGGAGGAUGACCUCCGCAGCCUCAUGUUCUGCGACUUCCACGACCCCAAGGGCGAGGACCGCAACUACCGCGAGGUGAACAACCUGGACCAGCUGCGGCAGGUGGUUGAGUCGCACCUGGAUGAGUACAACAACGUCAGCAAGGCGCCCAUGAACCUGGUGCUCUUCCGCUUCGCCAUCGAGCAUGUGUGCCGCAUCUCGCGCGUGCUCAAGCAGCCGCGCGGCCAUGCCUUGCUGGUUGGGGUGGGCGGGAGUGGGAGACAGUCUGUUACCCGGUUGGCCGCCCACAUGGCGGAGGCGGAGCUCUUCCAGGUGGAGAUUGCAAAGAGCUAUGGCAUGACGGAGUGGCGUGACGACCUCAAGCUGAUCAUGCGCAAGUCCACACAGGGCGACACGCACGGUGUCUUCCUCUUCACUGACACGCAGAUCAAGAUGGAGUCCUUCCUGGAGGACGUUAGCAACCUGCUCAACACUGGAGAGGUACCCAACUUGUUUGCGACUGACGAGAAAGCAGAGAUCUGCGAGCGCAUGCGUGUGCUUGAUCGUCAGCGGGAGCGCGACAAGCAGACGGAUGGCAGCCCGCUAUCGCUCUUCAACAUGUUCCUGGAGCGCUGCCGCUCGCAGCUGCACGUGGUGCUGGCCAUGAGCCCUAUUGGAGACACCUUCCGGAGCCGCCUAAGACGCUUCCCCGCCCUCAUCAACUGUUGCACCAUCGACUGGUUCCAGAGCUGGCCAGAGGACGCGCUGCAGGCGGUGGCCUCACGGUUCCUGGAGGACAUCGAGAUGACGGACGAGUCGCGAAUGGGCUGCAUUAACAUGUGCAAGAGCUUCCACACGUCCACCAUCGAGCUGUCGGCCUGUUUCCUGUCCGAGCUGCAACGCCAUAACUAUGUCACGCCCACCUCCUACCUGGAGCUCAUCUCUACCUUCAAGGCUCUGUUGGAGAAGAAGAGAGCAGAAGUAAUGAAGCUGAAGCGCCGCUAUGAAGUGGGCUUGGAGAAGCUGGAGUCUGCAGCUGCCCAGGUAGCCACCAUGCAGGUGGAACUGGAGGCCCUGCAGCCGCAGCUGCGUGUGGCCAGCAAGGAGGUGGAUGAGAUGAUGGUGGUGAUUGAGCACGAGUCGGUGGAGGUUGCCAAGACGGAGAAGGUGGUGAAGGUGGAUGAGGCGGUGGCCAACGAACAGGCCAUGGCGGCCAAGGCCAUCAAGGACGAGUGCGACGCCGACCUGGCCAUCGCCAUGCCCAUCCUGGAGUCAGCCCUGUCCGCUCUGGACACACUAACCAACCAGGACAUCACAGUGGUCAAGUCCAUGAAGAGCCCUCCACCGGCGGUCAAGCUGGUGAUGGAGGCCAUCUGCAUCCUGAAGGGCCUGAAGCCGGACCGCAUCCCUGACCCCUCGGGCUCCGGCAAGAAGGUGGAGGACUUCUGGGGCCCAGCCAAGAAGCUCCUUGGAGACAUGAAGUUUCUUCAGAGCCUUCACGAGUAUGACAAGGAAAACAUCCCACCCCACCUCAUCGCCAUUAUCCGCAAACAGUAUAUCACCAACCCAGACUUUGUCCCCGAGAAGAUCCGUACCGCCUCCACGGCCGCCGAGGGGCUGUGCAAGUGGGUGCGCGCCAUGGAAUCCUACGACAAAGUGGCCAAAGUGGUGGCCCCUAAGAAGGAGAAGCUAGCUCAGGCCGAGGGGGAGCUGAAGGUGGCCAUGGAGAGCCUGCGUAAAAAACAGGCUGCCCUCAAAGAGGUCCAGGACAAACUUGCAAAGCUGCAGCAGACACUGGAGGCCAACAAGAACAAGAAGGCUGACCUAGAGAAUCAGGUGAAAUUGUGCAGCAAGAAGCUGGAGAGAGCUGAGCAGCUGAUUGGUGGGCUGGGUGGCGAGAAGACUCGCUGGAGCGAGACAGCCUUUAACCUUGGGGACCUCUACACCAACCUGACAGGGGACAUCCUCAUUUCGUCAGCCAUCGUAGCCUACCUGGGGGCAUUCACCUCCAGCUAUAGACAGGCUCAGACCGAGGAGUGGAUGGAGCUGUGUAAGAGCAGAGACAUCCCGUGCUCCAGCAACAUGUCCCUGAUGAACUCGCUGGGCGAGCCGGUCAAGAUCCGCAGUUGGACCAUUGCCGGGCUGCCAUCGGACAGCUUUUCUGUAGACAAUGGCAUCAUCAUCUCCAAUGCCCGACGGUGGCCCCUGAUGAUCGACCCCCAGGGCCAGGCAAACAAGUGGGUAAAGAACAUGGAGAAGGCCAACAGUCUGCACAUCAUCAAACUGAGCGACGGAGACUUUGUGCGCACCCUGGAGAACUGCAUCCAGUUUGGCACACCAGUGCUCCUGGAGAACAUUGGUGAGGAGCUGGAUGCCAUUCUGGAGCCCCUGCUGCUGAAGCAGACCUUCAAGCAGGGCGGUGCCAUCUGCAUCCGCCUGGGAGACUCCACUAUCGAGUAUGCCCCGGACUUCCGUUUCUACAUCACCACCAAGCUCCGCAACCCCCACUACCUGCCCGAAACUUCUGUUAAGGUGACCCUACUGAACUUUAUGAUCACCCCCGAGGGCAUGCAGGACCAGCUGCUGGGCAUUGUGGUGGCCAGGGAGAGGCCUGACCUGGAGGAGGAGAAACAGGCCCUCAUAUUGCAGGGGGCCGAGAACAAGAGGCAGCUGCAGGAGAUCGAGGACAAGAUCCUGGAGGUGCUGUCCUCUUCAGAGGGCAACAUCCUGGAGGAUGAGACGGCCGUCAAGAUCCUCUCCUCUUCUAAGGUUCUGGCCAACGAGAUCUCGGAGAAGCAGGCCAUCGCCGAGGUGACGGAGGUGAAGAUCGACGAGACGCGCAUGGGUUACACUCCCAUCGCUGUGCACUCUGCCAUCCUCUUCUUCUCCAUCGCAGACUUGGCCAACAUCGAGCCCAUGUACCAGUACUCGCUCACCUGGUUCAUCAACCUCUUCAUUGCUUCCAUCGACAACUCGGACAAGAGUGACAUCCUGGACCAGAGGUUGCAGAUUCUGAGGGACCAUUUCACCUACUCUCUCUAUGUCAAUGUGUGCCGCUCGCUAUUCGAGAAAGACAAGCUGCUCUUCUCCUUCUGCCUCAACGUCAACCUGCUCAUGCACGACAAGCUGGUGGAUGAGAGCGAGUGGCGCUUCCUGCUAACAGGUGGCGUGGGCCUGGACAACCCCCACGCCAACCCUUGCACCUGGCUCCCCAAGAAGGCCUGGGAUGAGCUUUGCCGCCUCGAUGAGAUGGACUGCUUCAAGGGCCUGCGCAAGGACAUGUCCCGUAUGAAAGACGCCUGGAAGGAGGUGUACGAUAGCCCUACUCCCCACCACACACCUUUCCCAGCAGAGUGGCAGCAGAACCUUGGACAGUUUCAGAAGAUGCUGGUUAUACGCUGUCUUAGACCAGACAAGGUCAUUCCCAUGGUGCAGGAGUUUGUAUCGGACAGUCUGGGGCGUCAGUUCAUCGAGGCGCCCCCCUUCAACCUGGGGAAAGCAUUUGGGGACAGUCACUGCUGCGCCCCCCUCAUCUUCAUCCUCUCCCCCGGUUCUGACCCCAUGGCCGCCUUACUCAAGUUUGGUGAUGAGCAGGGCUUCAGUGGAAACAAGUUGACCUCUCUGUCUCUGGGCCAGGGCCAGGGCCCCAUCGCCAUGAGCUUGAUUGAGACGGGCGUGAAGGAGGGCACCUGGGUGGUCCUACAGAACUGUCACCUGGCCACCUCAUGGAUGUCCACUAUGGAGAGAGUGUGUGAGGAGCUGAACCCUGACACCACCCAUCCAGACUUCCGUCUGUGGCUGACCAGCUACCCCUCGCCCACCUUCCCUGUGGCAGUGCUUCAGAACGGGGUGAAGAUGACCAAUGAGGCGCCAAAAGGCCUCCGCGCCAACAUCGCCCGCUCCUUCCUCAUGGACCCCAUCUCCGACCCAGAGUUCUUCUCCAGCAGCAGCAAGCCGGGUGUGUUUAAGAGGCUGCUGUAUGGCCUGUGCUUCUUCCACGCGUUGAUCCAGGAGAGGAAGAAGUUUGGUCCCAUGGGCUGGAACAUUCCGUAUGAGUUCAAUGAAACCGACCUGAGGAUCUCUGUCCAGCAGCUCCAUAUGUUCCUGGAGCAGUAUGAGGAAGUGCCCUUUGAAGCCAUCCACUACAUGACUGGUGAAUGUAACUACGGUGGCCGCGUGACGGAUGACUGGGACCGGCGGACGCUGCGCACCAUCCUGACGAUCUUCUACACCCCCAAGAUUCAAGACCCUGACUACAAGUUUGACCCCAGCGGUCUGUAUUACUCACCACCAGAGGGAGACUAUAACAGUUACAUAGACUACACCAAGGCUCUGCCUCUGAAUCCGUCUCCUGAGAUUUUUGGUAUGAACGCCAACGCUGAUAUCACCAAGGACCAGUCCGAGACGCAGCUGCUCUUCGAUAGCAUUCUGCUCACACAGUCACGUUCCUCAGGCGGUGACGCCAAGUCAUCAGACGACAUGGUGUAUGACGUGGCGGCAGACGUCCUCAGCAAGCUGCCGCCCGACUUUGACAUUGAGGCAUCCAUGCGCCGCUACCCCACCAGCUACAACCAGAGCAUGAACACAGUGCUGGUGCAGGAGAUGGGCCGCUUCAACAACCUGCUCAGGAUCAUCCGAGACUCCUGCAUCAACAUCCAGAAAGCCAUCAAAGGAUUGGUGGUGAUGUCUGGUGAGCUGGAGGAGGUGGUGAACAGCAUUCUGAAAGGUCGUAUCCCUGGCAUGUGGAUAAAGAAGUCCUACCCCAGCCUCAAACCCCUGGGCAGCUACGUCAAUGACUUCCUGGAUAGGCUCAAGUUCCUACAGGACUGGUAUGAACAUGGGACCCCGGCAGUAUUCUGGAUGUCAGGCUUCUUCUUCACCCAGGCCUUCCUGACGGGAGGCCAGCAGAACUAUGCCCGCAAACACACCAUCCCCAUCGACUUGCUGGGCUUCGACUUUGAGGUGCUGGAUGACAAGGAGUAUUGCCAGCCCCCCGAAGAUGGUGUGUACAUUUAUGGGCUCUACCUUGACUGUGCACGUUGGGACAGAAAGACCAAGCUCUUGGCUGAGUCCUACCCCAAAGUGCUACACGACGCCAUGCCUGUGAUGUGGCUGAAACCAAUCAAAAGGCAGGACAUCCCCCAGCGUAUGUGCUACCUCUCCCCCGUCUACAAGACCGGCGAGCGCCGCGGCACACUCUCCACCACUGGCCACUCCACCAACUACGUAAUCGCCAUGGCGCUCAACUCGGACGUGCCCGCCGAGCACUGGAUCAGACGAGGGGUGGCGCUGCUUUGCCAGCUCAAUGCAUAGACUUCCCCCUAUGCUCUGUUUUGCACCUACUAUUUAUCCAGUUUUAUGUAAGAAGAGUUAUGAAAAGGAUGUUCUCUGGCUUGUUUUUUUUUUCACACAGUGCUUCAUGAAUGUAUUGCUGAGAAUAGUUUGUGAUGAUAUUUUACUUGGAUGGGCUACGGAAGCAUACACAAAAGCACAAGUGAUGAGGAUGAGCCCAAAACCUCAUAGAUGCAACGCCUCUAUACCCACAAGCACUGGACAUUGAACGUUUGCAUGUUUCCGUAGCCUUGUAUUACAUAAUUGAACAUCAGCCUUAAAAUCUUAAAAUUCGACACGGCUGAUUGCACAACAAUCAGAACUUUUAAAGUUCUUGAUUAGUCUGCCAACAAUGAUUGCCAUUACAUUUUCACAAUAAUUCUUGAUUUCUAAGAUGCAUCUGUACAUAGAGCAACGUUUUAGAGCAACACAACUUUCUUUAAACGAAUCAAAUUUUGUUUCAAAUUCUCCAAUGACAGAUACACACACAGAUUGUUCUUAUUCUAUCUUGUUCUGAGGGCAGCUCUGCAGAAUCAAAUGUGAUCCGAGAUGGGUCAUUCCACCACUAGAGUGCCUUUUUGCUAAGGUAAUUUGGUUAAAAAAAUCAAACGGUUCAAAUUCAUUAAAAAACAUGUUUUCCCAUCUCAAGAGUUUAAAUUAAGAAAUAUACUAUAGUAGGUGUCAAUUAAAGUAACAGGAUUGAUUUUUAAAAAAAAUCUUAAAUCAACCAUAAUUGCU